Paramecium pentaurelia is the source of this 555-nucleotide messenger RNA. The record is from the annotation of a GenBank genome assembly. NCBI's taxonomy places the organism in Eukaryota, Ciliophora, Oligohymenophorea, Peniculida, Parameciidae.
AUGAAAUUAACAUAAAAUAAUAAUAAUUAGAUUGAGGAUAAAUAAAAUAAUUAAGAAAACAAAGAAUAUAUAGAACUAUUGUAAAAUUGUGUGCAUUAUCUAUUGUUAUAAUUAGAAAAAAGUGAUAUUGAAGUUUAGUUUUAACCUGAAUUUCUUGAAAAUAUUUUUGAUUUUGAUUUUGGGAAUGUAAAUAACAAAGCUCACCACAUUAGUUAAUUGACAAAAGCAAUAAAUAAUCUUUAGUACCAAUAAAAUUUAAAAUAACAAAAUCAAAUAAAAUAUUGUCAAGAAAAAAUCACUAUAUUAUAGCAACAUAUAAAUCAUGCUAAUAACAUAAAUACAGAAUUAAUGAUGUAACUUUCUAUAACUAAUGAGAAAAAUGUUAAGUUAGUAAGAGAGUUGAGUGAAAAAUAAAAUAAAAUUCAAGAAAUUACAAUAUAACAACAAAUAGUAAAUAUGGAUGAAAACUCUAUGAGGAUUGAAAUAGAUGUUCCAUAAUUUAAGGAGAAUAUCUAAAACUUAAUAUGGAACGAGAAUAAACUAUUAAAUAAAUGA